AUGUCCAGGCGAGAAGUUCCGUUUGGACAUGCAAAUUACCUUGUAAGAGAGUCCCAAGUUCCUCUUGCACUCGCUUUUUCUGAAAAUGUCGCAACUUGCGAUGCGUGUGAUGAUCCAGGAAAAGCAGUAAUGCUGUACUGGCUGAAAAAAUCAUCAUGUUUUUCGAGAAUCCAAGGUGAAUAUACGCAUACUGGCAUUGGUGUUGCAGAAAAUACAAAGGGCCAAUGGUUUUGCACACAGAUUUUUGCAACUUUUAAAACAAAGAUAUCAAAGAAAGAUGGAAUCCUCGUAAUGUCAAGAUACGUUAACAAUCAGCGCAGAAAAAACAAUCUGCCACCCUUAAUAAUUACAAUCUCACCAUGUUCAAGGCUUUUGCAAUAUAGGCAAUCAAAAUCAUCGAAUUUAUCUGAUCUGAAUACUCUUGUCAUCAAAAACUCAUUUGAAAAUUGCGUCGAAGCGAAUUUUAUUUUUGAAAAAGUUGCAAAAACAGAUAUAUGUCCAUUAGAAGAUUUUCUCAAAGCAUUACAAGAAAAUAAAGCUCAUAGCAAGACAAUUCUCAAAGAUUAUACACAUGUUUCUUUUGUAUUUGAUUCGAUCUCGGAAAAAGACUUCGGAUGCGCAUUACUAUUUGCAAAAUGCAAUCCAUCUAAAGUAAAGAUACCACAUAUGUACGCUCCUUAUCCAAAUGGUGCCAAAAUGCUUUUAUUAUUAAAUGAUUACCGAAGUUAUAAAGGAAUACACCCUGUUAUUAUGUCUCUUCAGUGGUGUGAAAUAUCCCAAAUGUAUUGUGAUAAGUUACAUAACGAAGACAUUGAUUUAGAAACCAGGAAGGUAAAACAACGAAUUCAUAAGCUAUUUCCGAUGUCCAGAGCUAAUGUUGGUAUUUACCUUACACCAUGGACACCAGAUCCUCUCCAGGAAAUCUUUUUGAUGUGGAUUUCUAAUUUGAACACAAAACUUGCCAUUCUUGAUCCUGAUUUCAAUGUAUUUGGGUUCGGAAUUGCAUUUGAACCCGAAAAAUAUGUUUAUUCAACUCGUGUAAUCGGAUUCAGAUCUCUUCAAGAAGAUAAAGUCACAGAAGAAAUGUUUUGCAUGAAAAAUAGAUUCCCUUACCAACUUGGAAACCUUACCUCGGAUGAUGACGAUGAUUCUACUAAUUGUAAUGUCACAUCUUUUGUUCAACUUCCUAAUUUUCCAAAUUUAGCUUAA
Messenger RNA from Trichomonas vaginalis G3, 1209 nucleotides. RefSeq names its product protein-related family. The record is from RefSeq and is a predicted model, not a curated record. The transcript has a single exon. The coding region runs from base 1 to 1209 and encodes 402 amino acids. Lineage: Eukaryota; Parabasalia; Trichomonadida; Trichomonadidae.